Messenger RNA from Closterium sp. NIES-67, 1989 nucleotides. Lineage: Eukaryota; Viridiplantae; Streptophyta; Zygnematophyceae; Desmidiales; Closteriaceae. The record is from the annotation of a GenBank genome assembly.
AAUGCCCGAUCAAAUGAGAACGAGGCGCCGCUGGUCUCUCUUGACUUGACAGCGGCCAGCCGGGCAGUCCUCGUCGAAUCGAAACUCCUCUUGACCUCAGCAUCUAGUAGACGAUAUCAUGUCAUGCUUCAUCGAAGAUCGUUCAGCAGCAACCGACUAAAGCCACCACGCCAGGAGCUCUCUCCCUCGUCGUGAUUUCGAAACUAUUCUCUAGUACGCACCGCCAUGAGAUAUAUCCGUUAGGCCCGCAAUACCCACUGCCGGGAUCCCACACUAGUCUAGCACGAUGACGAGGUGGUCGCUCCGAGUGUCUCUCAAUGCCCUCCUGAUUCUAGCUCUUCUGGAAAUUGCCGCGUACGCGGCAGCAGUGACGGCUAAGAAAGCAGGCCGGCGCCCGCCGCCUCCUAAUCUGAAGCCGUCGUCCGAGAUCCUACCCAUGUGCAGAUUUUCUGGUGCGGUCAAUCUGACGGUUUCGAAGAAGUUCGUCGGGACCACUUGGCGAGGGUGGGGCACUUCGCUCGCUUGGUUUGCGAAUUACGUUGGCGGCUUGCCACAGAAGAAUAUGAAUGAAAUGCUCGACCUCCUUUUCGCGAAAGACGGCCUGAAUUUCAAUAUUGUUCGCUACAACAUAGGAGGCGGGAACAACAAGAAACGGAGCCCGCAGUUCUAUAAGCAGAAGCACACAGAUUGGCGGGGAAUGCCGGGUUUCAAGCCGACUGAGGAGGGGCCGUACGAUUGGAGCGCGGACCAACGGCAGCGGAACGUGCUGCUGGGAGCGAAGGAGAGAGGCGCAAAUGUGUUCGAGGCGUUUUCCAACAGCCCGCCCUGGUGGAUGACCAAAUCUGGUGACGUGGCUGGCCCGCCGCUAAUAGGCCAAUCCAAUCUCAAGCAAGAGUACGAGAGCGCUUUCGCAGACUACCUGACGGCCGUCGUGGGACAAUUCGCGAAAAAGUGGGGCGUUACUUUUGAUUCGCUGGAGCCGUUUAACGAAGCGUUGGAGGGGUUUUGGCAGCAGGGAAAUGAAAACGAGGGGUGCUCGUUUGACGCGCCAGCAAUGGGCCGCAUCAUCAAGUACACUUCAGACUCGUUAAAGAAGAAGGGGCUUAAAACGAAGCUGGUAGGGGCCGACAGCUGGUCUUCCUCGACUGCGAAGCUGGCUCAGGUGGCCAACCAUCAGCUACUAUCGCGGAUAAAUGUUCACUCAUACAUGAACGACUAUGGCGGCAGCGACGUCGCGAAUACCUACGAAGCCCAAUUCGGGAGCGUUCGCGAAACGGCGAAGCAGCUCGGGAAAGACGUCUGGGUCAGCGAAGCAGGACCGCUCGGAAAAAGCGGCAACGACUGGGACGUUUCACUGUACAUGGCGCGAAACGUUAUCGAGACCGUCAAUAUCAUGGAGGCAUCGGCGUACGUGUAUUGGCAAGCGUACGAUCUAAGCACCGGCUGGACACUGAUAGACUUCCCCCCGAAUUACAAGGCCGGAUCCAAUGGCGCCAUGAAAACACCGAAGCCCAACCAGAGGUUUUGGAUCUUCAAGCAUUUCGCCAUGCUUGCCGAACCUGGAUCCAAGCCGCUCAAGGUAGGUUCGGACUGCUCGCACGGCAUGAGCGCGUUCUACAGCCCGGGCGAAAAUCGGGUUACCGUCUUCCUGUUGAAUCAGCAGGCUAAGGAGCGGCGAGUGACGAUUAAUCUCCAAGGGUUCAGAAGAAAUGUGGGUGGAAGCACGCGAGUGGUCGUGAGGAGAACGUCUCAUGUGACGAAUCUAGGAAAGAAGGUCUUCACACGUUUUGGCGGGAAAGCUGCAGUGACAGUUUGGGGACAAUCCUUCGUUUCGGUCACGUUCACCAACCUGUCCGACUAGGGGCUAAAGAAUGGCUACACUUGCUAAAUAGUGAAUAGGUUGCUUCACUAGUUGCACUUCCCUACUUACCAUGUGAUGUGUUAGCUUCAAUGCUUGAUUUGAUUUAAAAACUCCUAUGGCUGUAAUAC